Brassica napus (rape) is the source of this 3871-nucleotide messenger RNA. RefSeq names its product mitogen-activated protein kinase kinase kinase 20-like. Lineage: Eukaryota; Viridiplantae; Streptophyta; Magnoliopsida; Brassicales; Brassicaceae. Bases 1500 to 2414 code for a protein of 304 amino acids. The record is from RefSeq and is a predicted model, not a curated record. Gene Ontology annotation, biological process: protein phosphorylation. The transcript has a single exon. Gene Ontology annotation, molecular function: protein kinase activity; ATP binding.
UUUUUUGUAUUUUUCCAAUAUUAAAACAGUAGUACCAUGAUUUAUGUUGAAUAAUUGCAGCAUAUAUUAAAUACCAAACAAAAACUUGGAGUCAGGGCUGCAUCUACUGCCGAGCCAUCUAUUAUAUCAGUUUUGGAUUCUUCUUAAAUGAAUGUGGUUUAUUGAACCGGUGUAAAGGUUUGUAACUCAAACUUGUAUAGUGAGCUAAUGAUUAAGAAUUAAAAUACGAUUUUGUGAAGUAAAACGUUUAUUGGUACAAACACAAGUUCAUAAGCCAGGUUAAGGUGUUGAUUAUGUACUGAUCUUGAAGUGGUUUUGGGUAUGUUUUUGAAAAAAACCACCUUUUACCCAAUCAAACUCUUAAAUAAAUAGAUUUCCUUUGACCAAAAAAAAAGAAGAAAAGAUAAAUAUUUUUCCUUCAAUCAAAGGAAACUAGUUUUAUUUUUUUUCCUAAUUUUUAAAGAAAAUCCAAAAACUACAUCUGUUAAGUUUUUCAUCAAAUUAUGUCGGUUUUUCAAUUUUUUUAAUAUUGCUAUUAAUUUUAGAUUUUAGAAAAGUAUCAUUUUAUAUACAAUAACAAAGUUCCUGUUUUUAUAAAUUUAAUAAAUUCAGAAAAUUUCAAAAGAAAAUUUUAUUUAAACCUUACUAUUUUAAUUAACUUUUAUAUAAAGUACUUACAGAAAAUUAAUAAUAAUAGAAAUAUUUGUGCCCAAAUCCAUUAACUGUCUGGUCUUAAUUCUUUAUUUUUAAUAAUUAAUUACUUAAAUAACAUAUUGUAGUAUUUUUAAAUAUCAAUUUCGAAAUAUUCAAUAAAAUUGAAAUUUUUAAGAGCAUGCAGUUUUAUAUAAUUAUCUUUGUAUGUAUGUUUUUGGUGAUAAUAUAAUGUAUUUUAAUUGCUUUAAAUUUUUUUAUUAUUAUUCUUAUUAUUUUAUUCUUUAUUAAUUUAAUCUAAAUUUUUUAAACUAAAAUUUUCUAAAAUCUAAAUCAUCGUCCAAGUUUUUCUAAAAGCUAAAAUCUACAGAAAAAUCAGAAACUAAAAAUUGAAAAAACUAAAAUCUUAAAACUAAAUCAAAAACCAAACCCUAAAAAGCAAUAAAAUCAGUUUAAAAUCAAUUUAAAUUUUGAGGAGUAAGAAAAAAGGAAAGAUACAACUAAAAAGAAAAUAGUGAACAACUUGUAACAGAUUCAGCUUAUCAUAAAUAAGAUAUAUAAGAAUGCAAAUAUGAAAAUCAAUUUAGAUUUUGAGGAAUAACCAAAAAAAAAGGAAUAAGAAACUGAAAAGGAAAUUAAACAUGAUAAUUUAGUUUAAAAAACUAAACACGAUAAACAACAAAAACAAAAGGAAAGAGUGAAAACCCAAAGCGAAUAGUGAACAACGUACUCAAGUAGCUUCAUAUAUAUAAGAACGCUAGAGACUCCUCUAGCUAUCAUUGAUUCGAUUACUUGUUUCUCAGACCAAAAACAAAACACAAUAGAGUCAAGAACCCUAGUUACAGAGAAUGACUAAGAUGGUGAUGAUUAGAGAAGACAACAACAACAUCAGCAAAGCUCCGAAUGUUGUUGGCCAAUCUUCUUCAGUACUAGAGUUUGUCUGUGUACUUGGCCGAGGUAGUUUUGGUUCGGUCACUCUCAUAAGAGACUCCAAACACCGGUUACACGCUGAGAAAUCAUCUCCGAUAGCUUACAUGGAGAGUCUCAAGAAAGAGCAUAGGAUCAUGCUUCGUUUCCGUAACCAUCCACGCAUCGUCCAAACCACAAACCCUAAUCUUCACAUAGGUAUCAACCUCGACCAUUGUUACAUGUACAUGGAGUUUGCCUCCAAAGGUACUCUCCACAACUUCAUCACCCACUUCUCUGGCCAACCAAUGCCUGAGGUUAUGAUCGGACGCGCUGCUCUCAUGAUCCUUCAAGGACUCGAGGCUCUUCACUCUCACGGCUACGUUCACUGCGACCUCAAGCCGGCUAACGUUCUCCUCUUUCCUUCCAAGAUUGUCGGAGAGCCGUGGGAUCUCAAGCUUGCUGACUUCGGUCUAUCUAAGGAGCCUUCUUGUACGAAUCCAAGGUCCUCCUUGUCUGGCGGUACAAAGGAGUACAUGCCCCCUGAGUCUUUGGGACCCAACCGAGUGAAGAUGAUUGGACCGGCUGUUGACAUGUGGGCUCUAGGGUGUGUUGUGCUUCAGAUGUAUGGAGGCCGUCCAGUGAAGUUGGGAGAAUGUUUUUACAAGUGGAGGCUUCCGAGACUUGUAUCUCCGCUGGCCAAUGACUUCUUGAGGCGGUGCAUGGCGUUGCAGCCCUCACGCAGAGCCACCGCAGCGGAUCUGUUGAAACAUCCUUUUGUUUGCACCAAGGCUACAUCAUAUGCUUCAGUACUGUCCUCCUCCUCCUGUCAUAAGACACAAUUAAUAUUGUGGUAGAAGACAAGGAGGAGACCGAUGAUGAUGGAUCCAAGACCUAGCUAGAGAUUUGAUCUGCUGAGUUCUCAACCGUUAGGUCUCGAUUGUUAAAGAAAGUUGUCUUUAAUUUUAUUCAGUUGAGUUUGAGUCUUGAUUUGAUUGUUGUUGCACAGUUAAGAACAGUAUAAUUCAUGUUUUGGUACUUGAGUUAAUAUUCUUAUAAUGUAUCUUUGUCUUUGCCUGAUGAUUGCUAUUGAAAUGUUUAAAAGAAUCUAAUAUAUACUAGUAUUAUUACACAGUUUAAAUUAGUCAAACAGAAAAACAUUCACACAUUCAUUUGGAGGCAUUAAUCCAGUGGAAAGGUUUACCUGGUUAUGAGCAAUCAUGGCUCUAUGUGUGUUUUUUUCAAUAAAUCCUAUCGGCUGAUCCAUGUGAGAGACCAGAUUUUACCUGAAGGGGGAGGGGGGAUGGGGGUAUUGAUAGACCCUUGAGAGUAUACAUCAGGAAGAGAGGCAGAGGAGUUGAGAAAAAAAGGCUUAAUAUGAGAUGACGUGGCAGAGGAAUUGGAGGGAAGUGAAGAUAAUUGAUGGUGAGUGGAGAGAAGUAUAAAUAAUGAGAGUCUGUUGUAGAUAAUUUCUCAUGAAAGUUUGUUAGAGAAGAUUGAAGUCGUGAGAGGGUUUGUCUCUGCGAUUCAGUUUACUCAAGGAGAAAGGUCCUUGGGAUUGUAAUUCACUUUUGAUAUUCAAUAAUACAUUGCUUAUUGCUUAUAACAAGUUAACAACCAUACAAAAAUUCGUUUCUUUUUUAACUUUUCUGGACUAACCCCAUUCAGUGAAUGUCCAUCACUUCCACCAUACAGAAGAAGAAAAAUGAUAUCUAAAGAAUAUUAUAUGAAACAUAUUUUUUUAGUAUUUUCCGAUAUUAAAACUGUAGGACCAUGAUUUAUGUUGAAUAAUUGCAGCAUAUAUUAAUACCAAACAAAACUUAUAAAAGAAAACAAUAAACGAUGCCAUAUUACACGAACCCGUUGUAUGUAUAGAAGCCGAUAGUGAAGCCCAACUUAUGAUCCAUUUAAGAAGCUUUUGUAACUACGUAACUAGGGUUUUAUAAACCACUAUAUAUGUCGUUAAAAUACUUGCUAGUAGGUCUGAUCAUAAAAUCCAUAAUUCGAAAUCCGAACUGAACCCGAACCGAAAAAUCCGAUCCGUACCUGGUCUGAAAUGUAAAAAAUACCCGAAUGGAUCUUGUAAGGUGGUACAAAACAUAUCCGAACCCGAAGUGUUAUUAAUCGAACCCGAACGGGUAACCCGAAAACAAGAAAAAUAAAAAAAUCCGAAAAGAUAUCCGAAGAAACCGGUCCGAAUGUCCAAACUACUCCCUCCGUUUCAAUAUAGAUGAUGUUUUAGAAGGAUUAUUUUGUUUCAAUUUACAUGAAGUUUUGAGAUUUUAAGGUUAACUUUAACUUUAUUGGAAACUGU